AUGGACCCUGUAGGCGCCUUGGACCAGUUGACGAUAGAAGAUCCGGAUAACCCGGUCGGCAACUUUUUCAGCAUCACCUGGUUUGACACCGAAUGGCACAAGGUCAAAGGAUACUGCGACCCUCACGCGGAAUCCUACGACUCCUUCCACGACUAUCCCGACGUGAGAAUUCCCCAGUCUGUCCUGGGCGACCGCAGGUGGUCCCCCGAACAAAUCGAUGCACGCGCCGACGAGCUGUGCCGUCGCCCUCUCGAGCACCUCGACACGGCCGAUCUCGCCACCCUCUACCAGAACCUACACGACAUUGACGAAGCCUUGCGCCAAAUACAAGAUGAUUGGCCCGUCAAGGGUUUCUACGUCGGCUCGCAAUUCAUUGAGACCGUUGUCGUCCCUCCGCAAGAGCAGCAUGCCUACUCCUACGAGGAGGGCCUCUCGGAUUUUGAGGAUGAAAUGAGGGCUGCCCACGACUGGUACGAUUCGGAAGACGACGACGACGACGACGACGACGACGAUUUCAACGAUGUUGACGGCCUGGGCCAGCCCAUCUCCAGUGAUGAGGACGACGACGUUGACGGCCUAGCGCAUCACGAGGCCGAUGUUGACGAAGAGGAGGAACCCAUCCGCCCCUUCGAUCCCAAACCUUACUCUCUGAAUGCCGAGGAGUACCAAGCCAGGUUCCACGUCGACCUCGCCAAACGGCUGCUCCAACGCUGUAAGCACAUCCGGAGAAUCGUUCGGACUCGGUCUCGGAAGCAUAUGCGACCUCUAAACCUCGGCGACAUGCCGCACGACAUUCUCGCACGUAUUUUCGCCCCCGAGGAAAAUCAGACCAUCGUCCAGAAGGGAUAUCGCCCGCCAGAGUACCUCCGGAACAAGGAAGAGCUGAACCUGAUGAAGUCUCUACGCCUUACUUGUCGAUCUCUUGCGGACAUGAUCGCCCCGCUGCUUUUUUCCUUCCUCACUACCAUUCGUAUCGCCGCCCCUUACCAAGAUGCCUUCAUCGCAGAAAAUCCCGCGCACUUCGUCGACCACGUUCUUUAUAUCAUGGUACAACGUUUUAUGAUCACCGAUGAGGCGACUGGGAGAAGUCAAUGGUGCGGCGGCUCGCCAGGAGAAGAACAAGCUUGUUACGAGUUCAUGGCCGGCGUCAGACAUUUCCACAGCCUCGAUCGCGAUGAGGGUUUCAAUGCUCGGGUGCCGGGAGGCGAUUGGUAUGCCAGGUUUUCACAACACACGUUUCUCUUUCACUGCUGGAACGUCUAUCGCAGCAAGGUGGCUGAGGAAUUCCGCGUCCUGGAUGGCAUCUACAAUGAGGGAGACAACUUUGUCCGAUUAGUUGCAGACGCCAUCGCCCGGAUGCCCAACGUCGAGACCCUGACCUUCUCGGAUCACUCCCAUGACCAGCCUUGGAUCAUUAAAUACCGUGACACACGCAACAAAUUCACUGAAGAGCCGCUCUUUGAUCUCUUCACGCGGGGGAGCAACUGGGAUAAUGCGAGGAACCUCCCCUCAGCCGGAUCGCAGAAUCGCUGUCUGUUGAUGUUAGUAGCCCUCUUAUCGACGAUAGGAAGUCGCAACAUCCAGCUCAAGCAUCUCGAAAUCAAUGUCACCGCACCUAAUACGCUCACCGGGUUCAGCGUCACACCCGAUGCCAGGGAGGGCUUCCAGCGGGCUAUGCGAAACGUGGAGUUUCUCAAAUUCCACAUCGCACACGACCCAUUUAACAGGACGCCCAUGGCAGGGAAUUACCCCCCAAGAGAACCCGAAGAACUAGACAGCCUGGAUGAGUUCCUCGACUGUCUUCUGUCGUCGAAUAACCUUCGCGAGCUCGACCUGAGCUUCGAGUCGUUGCGGGAAGAGAACGUGGACGACCCCGUGAGAUAUUAUCUUCCAUCUCUUUGGAAAGCUAGGCCUUGGCCGCACCUGCGCAAAACCACGUUGAACAGCGUUUGCAUGGACUCCACGAAGCUCAAGGGCUUUCUCGGCAACAGACCCCUGUGGAUUACGGAGUUACACAAGCCGCACAUGUCCUUCGGCACUUGGACGGAAGCCCUCGAUGUCAUGCGCGAGAAGUACGACACCGAAUGGUCGCGACCUAAUCAAUGGGGCAAGGUGGAUGAUAAACUGAAAGGUUUGAACAUUGGCGGACGUCUCUGGGAGGCCAGCGGCGCUGAGUGCUCGACGAUGACUCGGAUGGCCUACGCCAGGGCCUUUUCGAUCCCGCCCGGCGGAUGGCCAAAGAUCAAUGGCAAAUACUCACAUGAGGGGUUCUGGCAAGCACAACACUAUAUCUCUCAUGAGCAGGACGUCAACCCUUGCCGAGACGUCUGA
Colletotrichum aenigma is the source of this 2331-nucleotide messenger RNA. RefSeq lists its product as uncharacterized. NCBI's taxonomy places the organism in Eukaryota, Fungi, Ascomycota, Sordariomycetes, Glomerellales, Glomerellaceae. The coding region runs from base 1 to 2331 and encodes 776 amino acids. The record is from RefSeq and is a predicted model, not a curated record. The transcript has 3 exons.